ACGUUCUGGACCCUCAACACUAAGGAGAUGACACACCUACCAUUAUACACACAGACAGGAAAAGUGCGGCUCCUCCCUGGGAGACCAGCCAAAGGACACAUCCUCAAAGUGAGACUAGACAAGAAACGCUGAUGGCCUAGUUUUUAGAGGUCACUGUACUUUGAAACACGUGUGUAAGUGUACAGUGAAAACAUGCUGACGCCAGGUAGAGGAGCUCCUGCAGCAUGACCAGGUGUGGACAGACAGAGAAGGAUAAUGAGGAAAUGAAGCACAAACAAUGCCUCCGGUCAAACGGCUUUAGCGGCUGUCUUUUGGAGAAGCUGUUGUGCAUUGGCUCUGGAUCAUGGCGCAGACCAACAGCUUCGGCCAGACCAGCAACGGAGAAGCAGACGACUCUCCCAACAUGCUGGUCUAUAGAAAGAUGGAAGACCUGAUUGCCCGGAUGCAGGACGAGAAGACUGGGAUCCCGAUCAGGACAGUGAAGAGUUUUCUCUCAAAGAUUCCCAGUGUCUUUUCUGGUUCAGACAUUGUGCAGUGGUUGGUAAAGAACUUGAACAUUGAGGAUCAAGUGGAGGCUCUGCACCUGGGCACAUUGAUGGCAGCACACGGGUACUUCUUCCCCAUCUCCGACCACGUGCUCACACUCAAAGAUGACGGCACGUUCUACAGAUUCCAGACACCAUACUUUUGGCCCUCUAACUGCUGGGAGCCUGAGAACACUGACUACGCUGUGUACCUGUGCAAACGAACAAUGCAAAACAAAGCUCGUCUGGAGCUGGCAGACUACGAGGCAGAGAGCUUAGCGCGGCUCCAGCGUGCCUUCGCCAGGAAAUGGGAGUUCAUAUUUAUGCAAGCAGAAGCACAAGCUAAAGUUGAUAAGAAGAGGGAUAAAAUCGAGAGGAAAAUUCUCGACAGUCAGGAGAGAGCAUUCUGGGACGUGCACAGACCAGUGCCAGGGUGUGUGAACACGACAGAAGUGGACAUCAAAAAGUCCUCCAGAAUGAAGAACCCUCACAAAACAAGAAAGUCUGUAUACGGGCUUCAGAACGAUAUCCGCAGUCAUAGCCCCACCCACACGCCAGCCCCUGAGGCCAAGCAGCCAACUGUGGAGGAGCUCCAAGAACAGAUCAAAUUCUGGCAGGCACAGUUAGAUAGACAUCGAUUGAAGAUGUCCAAAGUUGCAGAGGGCUUAUUAGGCUACACAGAGCAAUACGCAGACUACGAUCCAUUCCUCUCUACUCCUGACCCCUCGAACCCUUGGAUAUCAGAUGAUACAACCUUCUGGGAACUGGAGGCGAGCAAGGAGCCGACUCAGAGUAGGGUGAAGCGUUGGGGUUUCGGGAUAAACGAGGUUCUGAAAGAUCCAGCAGGGAGAGAGCAGUUCCUCAAAUUUCUGGAGUCAGAGUUCAGCUCGGAAAACCUCAGGUUCUGGUUGGCUGUUCAGGAGCUGAAGCGGAGGCCGAUUCGAGAGGUGCCAUCACGGGUGCAGGAGAUCUGGCAGGAGUUCCUGGCUCCUGGAGCGCCGAGUGCCAUCAACGUAGACUCCAAGAGUUACGACAAAACCACACAGAAUGUCAAGGACCCCGGGCGCUAUGCUUUCGAGGAUGCACAGGAACACAUCUAUAUGCUUAUGAAAAGUGACUCGUACAGUCGUUUCAUCAGAUCCAGUGCCUACCAGGAGCUCCUGCAGGCCAAAAAGAAGAAAAGUAAGAACUUGUUUUGAAGGAAAACAAUGCUUCCAGGGGAAAUCUCUGGCGUCUAAAAGACUGCCUGCUGUUGUGCAAUCCUGCUGAGCCUCGGAGAAUUAACCGGGGACGAGGACGCUGUCACCUUCAUCUCUGCUGUCUGAUUGGUCCAGCCCCCGACAGCGGACCAAUCACGUGCAUGUCCAAGGGACUGAAUUUUUACAUCACUUUUUACUCGCUUUAAUUUCUGCCUGAGACGGGGGGGAGGGAAGGGCAUUUCAGGCUUCCAAAGGACAGGAGGAUAAUUUCUGAACGAGAGAAACAAUGUCCAAGUCUUCUCCAUCUCUCAUCUGUCCAGCUGGACCACGUGUAAACUACAUAAAUGAUGUCAGAGGUGAAACGAAAAAAAAAGAAACAAAAA
Colossoma macropomum (tambaqui) is the source of this 2106-nucleotide messenger RNA. RefSeq names its product regulator of G protein signaling 7a (gene rgs7a). The transcript has 18 exons. Gene Ontology annotation, biological process: regulation of G protein-coupled receptor signaling pathway; intracellular signal transduction; G protein-coupled receptor signaling pathway. NCBI's taxonomy places the organism in Eukaryota, Metazoa, Chordata, Actinopteri, Characiformes, Serrasalmidae. The record is from RefSeq and is a predicted model, not a curated record. The coding region runs from base 344 to 1723 and encodes 459 amino acids.